This is a messenger RNA of Caenorhabditis remanei, 342 nucleotides long. RefSeq lists its product as uncharacterized. The record is from RefSeq and is a predicted model, not a curated record. Bases 1 to 342 code for a protein of 113 amino acids. The transcript has a single exon. Lineage: Eukaryota; Metazoa; Nematoda; Chromadorea; Rhabditida; Rhabditidae.
AUGUCAUCCUCUCCUCCAAUUACUCAAUAUCCUGAGACUUCUAAGCCUUCUCCUACGGUUUCUCCCCAACUACUCCCCACUGCUACUCCCGACGACGUCUUCAACUCGCUCGGUUCCUGGGAGGACUACGCCAAGGAGAACAACAUCCGUGCCGCCAAAAAACGACGUCGUCAGAUUCCACGUCUUCGCGAUGAGUCGGAAUGGAAGGAGCCGUCGAUCACUCAAGUUCACCUGGUACCGAAUCCAUUUGUUGUCAAGGAUGUGGAUUCGGAUUCUGAAUCAAAGAAGAUUCAAAUAAAACGUGUCUGCUUCAAUGCUACUAUCUCUUUUCAUUACUAUUGA